This is a messenger RNA of Fusarium redolens, 786 nucleotides long. RefSeq lists its product as uncharacterized. Gene Ontology annotation, biological process: regulation of DNA-templated transcription. Gene Ontology annotation, molecular function: zinc ion binding; DNA-binding transcription factor activity, RNA polymerase II-specific. The record is from RefSeq and is a predicted model, not a curated record. Lineage: Eukaryota; Fungi; Ascomycota; Sordariomycetes; Hypocreales; Nectriaceae. The coding region runs from base 1 to 786 and encodes 261 amino acids. The transcript is spliced from 3 exons.
AUGGUUGGCGUAGCUGGGCGAUCUAAAGCGUGUCACACGUGCAGGCAGAGGAGAAUUCGGUGUGGCGCUGAAAAGCCGAGUUGUAGUAACUGCCUCAAGUCCGGCCGUUCAUGCGCAGGCUAUCAGAAAACACAGGUCUUCAUACCAUCCCAUUACACAAAGACAACUAAUCCCGAAAUGAUAACUUCGGAUGCACCUCUAUCUCUGUUGCGGUGCAAGGAAGUUAAGCAUCACUCACAUGGGAAUCGACACCUUCCGAUAACCACGCUACCGAUAUCGAUAUCUGUACGCAAUGCCAACAGGGAUCAGUUCCUAGCCCGAUUCAUAGACCGGCAGCUCCCAUCAUGUAUCCUCACCUCAGGCCACCUCAAUGAUCAUCGAAAAUGGCUUCUCCGCCUACCCGACAUGCCGUCACCGACCCCGGCCAUGGAGCACGCCAUCCUGGCCCUCAGUACCGCAGCCUUGGAGAAAGAUGGCGGCUUUGGCGUCAGACAAGGUCAGAGCCUGCAGCUAUAUACAAGAGGACUCUACGAGCUACAACGGGCCAUUGACAACCCCAAAAUGAGAUUGGAUGAUCAGACCUUGGCUGCAUGUGUCUUGCUCGGCAUGUUUGAGUUCUCAGAAUGUCCGGGGCGAACUGUUAGUGAUUAUAUGAGACAUUAUCAGGGAGCUAUGGCACUCUUGAGGCUUCGUGGGCCCGGGCAACAUAUUGGUGGACUGGCGCAUGAUGUGUUCCAAGUACUGAGAAUGCAUACGGUCUGGCCCAGGGCUACGAUAGCCAAUUAG